ACCGAACACGCGGUGAAUAAUUGUGUGACAUUAAAUGCCGCGAACAGUUAGUGGUUGAAACCAAUUAAAGUCGUAGAGGGGCCAGCUUGUGAUUGUGAUAUAGGACCCUCUCUCUCUCUCUGCGUUAUAAAAACGUCUUCGAAGUUCUGCAAAUUCAACCAACAACGAGGAUAUUGAAGAGUGUCAGUGAGUUGAUAGCAGCAAUUAAAAAUGUUGCGGAGGUACAAGAGAGUAGCUUUGUUGUUGUUGCUUUGUGCCAAUGUCUUUGUGGCCAAUGUGGUUGCAAGGAAUGUGGCAACUGUGGGAAAUGAUGAAGAAAAGAAUGUAGGGUUUGGGAAGGGAGGUGGGUUCGGUGUUGGAAUUGGUGGGGGGGGAGGAGCCGGAGGUGGCUUCGGAGGUGGAGGGGGGUUUGGGGGAGGAGGAGGAGCCGGAGGCGGGUUCGGAGGUGGAGGUGGUGCUGGAGGAGGGUUUGGCGGUGGAGGUGGUGCCGGUGGAGGGUUUGGUGGUGGAGCUGGGGGAGGACAUGGGAUUGGAGGUGGUGCCGGUGGCGGGUUUGGUAAAGGAGGAGGGCUUGGUGGUGGGAUAGGUAAAGGUGGUGGGGGUGGUUUUGGGAAAGGUGGAGGAGUAGGAGGUGGUGGUGGUUUUGGAAAAGGAGGAGGUGCUGGUGGAGGUAUUGGAAAAGGUGGUGGUGUUGGAGGAGGUGCUGGUGGUGGUUUUGGAAAGGGUGGUGGCAUUGGAGGAGGUGCUGGUGGUGGUUUUGGAAAGGGUGGUGGAAUAGGUAAAGGUGGUGGUGGAGGCUUUGGUGGUGGCAUUGGAAAGGGUGGUGGCGUUGGAGGAGGUGCUGGUGGUGGUAUAGGUAAGGGUGGAGGUGGAGGCUUUGGUGGUGGCGUUGGAGGAGGUGCUGGUGGUGGUUUUGGAAAAGGUGGUGGUAUAGGUAAGGGUGGAGGUGGAGGCUUUGGUGGUGGUGUUGGAGGUGGAAUUGGCAAAGGUGGAGGUUUAGGUGGUGGUGGUGGCUUUGGAAAGGGUGGUGGUGUUGGUGGAGGAAUUGGAAAAGGAGGUGGCAUUGGAGGAGGAAUAGGCAAAGGUGGAGGUUUUGGUGGGGGUGUUGGAGGAGGUUCCGGUGGUGGCAUUGGAGGUGGAAUUGGAAAAGGAGGUGGCAUUGGAGGUGGAAUAGGCAAAGGUGGAGGUUUUGGUGGGGGUGUUGGAGGAGGUUCCGGUGGUGGCAUUGGGGGUGGAAUUGGAAAAGGAGGUGGCAUUGGAGGUGGAAUAGGCAAAGGUGGAGGUUUUGGUGGGGGUGUUGGAGGAGGUUCCGGUGGUGGCAUUGGAGGUGGAAUUGGAAAAGGUGGUGGCAUUGGAGGAGGAAUAGGUAAAGGUGGAGGUUUUGGUGGUGGUGUUGGUGGAGGAAUAGGCAAAGGUGGAGGUUUUGGGGGUGGUGUUGGUGGCGGAUUUGGUGGAGGUGGAGGUGGUGGCGGAGGUGGUGGAGGAGGAGGUGCGGGUGGCGGAUUUGGCGGAGGAGCAGGAGGAGGGUUUGGUGCAGGAGGUGGAUUUGGCGGAGGAGGUGGUGGUGGUGGAAUUGGACACCACUAGAGCGUUGCCAACGUUGCAUGCAUGACAAAGUGAUAUUUUAACGUCCUUGUAUUAGCCAUGAUAAUUGGUUUAUUGAAAAAUAUUGUGCGAGUAAGAGAAUUAAUUAUUAAUGUUGGUUUCAUAAUAUUAAUGUGCUCUGUUUUUAUUUAUAGUUAACGUUGAAGGAAAGAAUCGGAGAUAAUAUCAUAUAUGUACUAUUUUUGUAUUCAAUGAGAAGAAGAAAUGGUAGGAAAAUCACUUUCAACUUCAA
Molecule: messenger RNA, 1837 nt
Organism: Glycine soja
Lineage: Eukaryota; Viridiplantae; Streptophyta; Magnoliopsida; Fabales; Fabaceae
Product: glycine-rich cell wall structural protein-like
Exons: 1
Coding region: 211-1587 (458 amino acids)
Source: RefSeq, a predicted model, not a curated record